CGUUUUCGAUUGUUUCUAGUCCUGACUAGAAUUGAAUCACGAGAACGUAAUACCUUCCUUCUCGUAAACCUGAAGUCAAUAGAAGUUUGCUUGUACGUGAAAUUUCAUAUAUACGAAAUGGGAAUUAUGGACUCCUUAAGUCGGGCUGUGAAUGGACAUGACGGUAGAUUUUCAUCAGCUGCGUUCGGAUUAUCGCUAACAGUGUUUUGCAUAGUCAUUAUUAUUGUGAAUUAUCCUCAUUUUCCUCAAAUAGUAGCCAAAGAACCAUGGAUCGUUGAGGGAACAGUACUUGCAAUAGGAAUUUUGUCUUCCAUUGGGAUUUUGGUGAUUUUUAUACAGCAAGGGAGAUAUCGUUUGAGAAGACAGAUUAACAGAGACCUCACUCUUAGAAUUAAACUCGUCUUCCUUUGGAUAUUUGGACUGUUAAUUAUUUUUAGCUUUUGUUACGACAUUGCUGUUAACUUUGAUUGUCUGUUUCGCGGUAAGCCAAUCUCUUUCAAAGGACAAUACGAGUAUGGGGUGGUGGUACUUUCCCUUCACAUUAUAUUUUGUUUCGUGCAAUUAGGGUUUCUAAGCUCAUUUGCCGGACAUGCUCCUCAAAUUUCCAUUGCUCAAAAUUACAUGAUUUCAUUUGCUAUCCUAACACAUUUGGUGCUGUGGUUUUUAACCUUUUACAAAAAUAUACAUAGCAAAACAGAUCCCGAUAUGUGCUUCUAUAAUUCGUAUAUUGCGAAUUGGCGGAACAAAUUGCAACCACUUAUACAACCUGCCAAAAUAGAGUUUUCUUUGCUUGCUGUUGAGCUGAUAGUGGUUAUAUGGAUUUACUCUGUAGAUGGCGAUGAGGAAAAUGGGGAGGAAUUUAAUUACACAGGGGCAAGUGACGAAUCUACAAGCCUUAUUCGAGACUCGGCGGGACAUUCAUUAUCAAGAAAAACAGCACACCGUCGUUUGACUAUCACGAAUACGUUUUACAUAUGCAUUCUAUUCGGAACUCUUCUCAGUCUCCCCUUGAUAGUGUCUUCCGUGGUACUUUCCUAUUCGUCUACGUACAGUCUCAGGAAUUACAAUGCAUUCCUGAUAACGCUUCUCCUAUUAUAUGCAGGACAUUUCAUUCUGAUUCUGGCCACUUUCAUACAAAUGAACAUAUAUUCCCAGUGGAGGAACAUUAAGUCUACUACCAUCACGAAGAAUAAAAGUUUCGUUCUAAUUCUGACAAUGGCGGGUGCUUUAUGCUACAGUGCAUUUAAGAUUAUGGUCCCCACUCGCAUGCCAAAUCCAUGUAAUUCUACUCUUCAUGGCUUUGUGUCAUUUGAUUCCAGGACCAUUUCUACCAGUUUGUUUAAGACUUUGUUUGAAAUUCUUACCAUGUUUCUACAAACGCUGCUUAUCCGUCAGUCAUGGCAGAUGGAGAAGUGCGCGGUACCCGGUAAGAAACAAACAGUCAAGAGACUUCUUGGCACCCUCUGCCUUAUCAACCUUAUCCAGUGGCUCGUGUUCAGUUUGCUUCUUGGCUCGCAGGGUCGCGCUAUGAUCAUUGAAACGUGCUUUUACGGCGAAACACUGUGGAAUGACAUUCACGAUGGAUUGUUUCCUGUGACUAUGUUUUACCGUUUCCAUACUUCGAUGCACUUUUACGAAUGCUGCAGAAAAUACAAUUGAAGAUAUCGUGUCUAAUUCAAGUCAAGUGGUUCGCAAUACCUUGUACACGUAAAAACAAGUAUCAUAGAAGGAUUAUGUAAUGUACGUGUAUUAAAAACAUUGACGCACUAUUCAUUCAUCUCUAGAUCCGAUAUGUGGAAGAGAUGUUCGAUCUGAUAAAAAAAUACAUUAGACUACGAAUUUUCUAAAAUGCGAAAAAAGUGAAUACUGCAUACAUAUUUUCAAAUAUUUUACAUGGAGAAAGACAAAACCGAAUGAUGGCUUAAACAUGACAUUUGAACGUGAUGUAAGAAGCUUGGACAGCUAGUAAGACUUUUAGGUAGCAAUAUUGUAUAAAUCAAUUGAACAUGAUAACAUAUACAUUGUAAGAUGGUCGUGUAUUGUACAUGCAGUUCAUUGUAGAUGUAUGCUGUAAAAUGAACAAAGAAAAUUAAUCUACAUGUAA
Ostrea edulis (European flat oyster) is the source of this 2104-nucleotide messenger RNA. Its product is annotated as proton channel OtopLc-like. Gene Ontology annotation, cellular component: membrane. The coding region runs from base 118 to 1659 and encodes 513 amino acids. The transcript has a single exon. Gene Ontology annotation, biological process: proton transmembrane transport. Lineage: Eukaryota; Metazoa; Mollusca; Bivalvia; Ostreida; Ostreidae. The record is from RefSeq and is a predicted model, not a curated record. Gene Ontology annotation, molecular function: proton channel activity.